Acanthopagrus latus (yellowfin seabream) is the source of this 2690-nucleotide messenger RNA. RefSeq names its product DC-STAMP domain containing 2 (gene dcst2). NCBI's taxonomy places the organism in Eukaryota, Metazoa, Chordata, Actinopteri, Spariformes, Sparidae. The record is from RefSeq and is a predicted model, not a curated record. Bases 184 to 2544 code for a protein of 786 amino acids. Gene Ontology annotation, cellular component: membrane. The transcript has 18 exons.
UGCUCUCUGUUACUCAUUCAUACACCUGAGUCAGUGGAUGUUACCUGCACCGCUCACUGCUCCAAACAGCGCCCUGAGAACCAGGUGAGCCACCUGGAGCUCUUCGGAUUGGCUGAAGAAAAAUCCAUAGACAGCAGGAGGCAGGAGACGUUGAUGCUGGAUUGACGGAGACACAGAGAAAAGAUGAAGCGUGAGGAGAGGCAGAGACACCUGAAGACUGAUGUCAGAGUCCAGGUGAGGAGGGGUCGAGUCACACAGGCCGUCAGACUGAACAGGUCAGCAGGACGCUCUGGGCGCAGCAGGUGGAGGAAGGUCAGAGGUCACCUGUAUGAGGGAGGGCGGAGCCUGGUGGCGUUUGCGUCAGGGCUGCUGUUGGCGUCUCUGUACGGGGUCGCGGCUCUGUUCCUGCAGAAUCAGCCGCUGUGGUUGUGCGUCUACUCCACGCUGGCGCUGGCCGUCCUGACCGCCUUUGGUCUGGGACUGUCAGCCGGCGUACGAGCCGACGUCGCCGUGCUGCUGCCUUCACUGGUCUCAGCUCGGGGGAGGAGCUUUCUCUUCUUCUUGUUCUGCUCGGUGCUGCUGUCCGGUCCUCUCACCAACACGUUAGAGAACACGGAGCGGGCCGCCGCCAGCCUGCUGUGUGGAGCCCAGCUGGCAGCCAAUCAGACGCAGGAACUGAUGCAGAAAGCAGCCACGCCCCUUUUCUCUGCGUUGGACAGGAUCCGGGCGGUCAGCAGUAACGCUCUCUCUAUCGCAGGACGAGUCCAGAACUUCAUUGGCGCUCUGACUGGUGCCGUCCGCCAUGUUGCUCGCACUCUGAGGAACGUCCUCCACUUCCUGGUUAACAUUGGCGACGUCUGUAACGCCAAACUGGGCUCUCCGUACAGGAAGUGCCGGCAGGUGUUCGCCAAGGCCCGAGCCGACUGCUCCGAGCUGCUGGGAGACUUCAACUUCCUGUGUGACAUCAUGGACAGCUUCCUGCCGCUCUGCAGCAUCGCCCGCGCCGGCGAGCUCUUCUGCUCUGUCCCCGCCUACAUCGCCGACCAUCUGAAGAAACGUCUGGCAGCUCCCGCUGUGGCAGCAUUUGAGCGACUGAAGCAGGAGUUUGACUUUAACCUCUCGGCCUUGGUGACCUUUGACCUGGACGCCAACAGCAGCCGCUCUCUGCAGCAGGUGUCUCAGGACAUCAUGGAGGAGGUUUCAUCAGAGCUGCAGGUGUUUCAGAAGCUGAGUCAGCCGCUGGUGUACAGCGGCCUGGUCCUGCUCGCCUGGUCCUUCUUCAGGGCGGUGCAGUACAGGCGCAGGUUCCUCCAGGAGCUCGACUUUGACAAUAUCUACAUCAGCGCUCAGUUUGAAGAGCUCGACCAGCAGCUGACCUUAGGGGGCGGAGUCUCAGUCCUGCCAAUCACACGCAGAGAAGCGCAGACUUACAUCGCACCAUUGUCGUUUCACCUGACGGCCCGGGAGCAGCGGGCAGUGUUGGUGGGCGUGGCCUCAGUCCUCAGACACCUGGUGAUGGGCGGCAUGCUGGUGGCGCUGGACUUCUUGGUGUUCUGGAUGCUGGACCAGGUGCACCACCAGGUGAAGGGGGACAUUGUGGCCAGAGCCCCGGUCACGGUGGCGGUGCAGGUGAACGGGUCCGGUUACGCCUCCGAUAUCUUCAGAGACCUGGUGGCCUCGUUUAACAUCCUGCAGGGAGGAAACGUGACGGUUAUCAGCAGGAAGUGUCUGCUGGAGCCGUCAGAGCCGGACUACCUCACCUGCUUCAUCCUAGGGUUCCUGUUGGGUCUCUCUCUGCUCGUCUCUCUGAGCGGAGGACUCGUGCAGCGCUGCAGACGACUCGUUUGUGCUUCAUAUCAUCCAGAGAGAGAGCUGGAGAGGAUCCGGUUCCUCCGGAAGCAGAUCCUGGAUCAGAGGAGGAUGGUAGGAAGAGCCCUGAAGUGCUCUGCAACCAGGAGAGGUGGAGGACGAGGAGGAGGAGGAGAAGGUGGAGGAGGAGGAGGUGGAGGAGGAGAGAGUUGUCUUCAAACUCUCCUGCUGAGGUUACCUGGAGGAGCUCACCUGUCUCACCUGCUCGGUCUGUCAUCAGUCAGCUGUCUGUCCUGUGGUGAGGUGGUGAGACAGGCGGAGGACAAGGUGGUCGUCUGUGAUGUCCCACUGUGUCCAGGCCUGUACUGUCGGCCAUGUUUCCACAGUCUGGGAAACACGUGUGUCGUCUGUGCGCGACCUCCAACCUGCCAGGAGGACGGCGAGGAGGAGUGCGGCUCCAGUGAAGACGAACAGCUCAGCUCAUCAUCUGCAGCUCGGAACUCGUCUCACAUUGCCGACCGCAGAGUGAAGACGCCGAAGAUGACGAUCUCAAACUGCAGUGUCAGGAGAACACAAGGACACGAUGGAGGAGGGAGUGACAGCAGUGAGGCAGACGUGACAUACCAGGUCCGACCCGGGUCAGACGACAGCGACGCCUUCUUUGACUCCUUCACCUCACCGAAAACCUGCAGCCUCCAGAACCAAACCCUCCAAACUGUCAUCAUACACACCUGACCGUCCCCAAGACCUCCAGGACUCUGCAGGACCCUCCAGGACCUUCCAGGAGCCUCCAGGACUCUGCAGGAUCCAGUGCCCAGGACCCUGAUUUAGAACCAGUUCUGGAUUAGAGGUUUAACUGUGUGAUUCAAGUUAUUAAAGCA